AUGCGGCCCAAUCGCUCGUUUUUGGGCUCAACGCCUCGAAACUUAUCACGACAUUUCCCCUCAUUCUCAGCCAUAUCAAGACGCCAAUUCACCGAUGCAGCUUCUCAUUCAUCCAAUAAGAUCCAAGUUUACACUUCAACUUCUCGUGAUCCCUUCCUGAACCUCUCUGUUGAGCACCAUCUUCUCCAGAAGACGCCCCCUGAGUCAACCAUACUCUUCCUCUACACCAACGAUCCUUGUAUCGUCUUUGGUCGAAACCAAAAUCCAUGGAUGGAAGUGAAUCUUCGAAGACUGGCCCAGUUCCGUAAUGAUCCUGCAAGCGUAGGUUGGACUGGUGGGCCAGUGCAGCUUGUUCGUCGCCGUUCAGGGGGAGGCGCUGUUUUCCAUGAUGAAGGAAAUGUCAACUUUAGCGUCAUUUGCCCUCCUGCAGUGUUUGACCGGAACAAACACGCCGAGAUGGUCGUAAGAGCUCUCUCCUCUCUUGGAAAGCCGAAUACGCGUGUCAAUGAGCGACAUGACAUCGUUAUAGAUAUCCCUGAUGACCCAAUCGGCACCUACAAGAUCUCAGGGUCCGCGUAUAAACUCACUCGUCUUCGAUCUCUUCACCACGGAACAUGUCUUCUGCGCAGCCCAAACCUGAACAACAUCUCAGGCAUGUUGCGUUCGCCAGCUGAGCCGUAUAUCAAGACUCGUGGCGUCGACAGUGUCCGCAGCCCUGUCCGUAACGUCGGCAUCGAGAACGCUGCUUUCGAGGCUGCCGUUGUGGAACAGUUUGCAAGUAUGUACGGCGAUUUCGACGUCAGGGAGAUCAUCAGUGACAAGGUACUUGAGAUGGACAGUAUCAGCAAAGGGUACGAGGAACUACAGUCGCGGGACUGGAUCUAUGGCCAGACACCCAAAUUCACCUUCUCGACUUUCCCCUACGAGGAGGACCCUCGAGAGCGUCCUCAACUGGACUUUGAUACCAAGCUUCGUUUCGAGGCUAGACACGGUGUCGUAGACAAAUUCACAGCCGAAGGCCCAUCAUCCCCUACCUCAGAAGACGGUCUGCCAUCACUCACAUCAUCACCCAUCUACAACGUCUCCAGCUGGGGCGCACAGCUUUUCCAAGCUGGCAUGGCCGAUGACGAUGCGGCAAAGGUCGGGCCAUGGAUGGACGACAUCUUGGGAGUCGACUUCACGAAACCCCGACAAUAA
Molecule: messenger RNA, 1197 nt
Organism: Fusarium tjaetaba
Lineage: Eukaryota; Fungi; Ascomycota; Sordariomycetes; Hypocreales; Nectriaceae
Product: lipoate ligase A
Exons: 2
Coding region: 1-1197 (398 amino acids)
Biological process (GO): protein lipoylation
Cellular component (GO): mitochondrion; cytoplasm
Molecular function (GO): lipoyltransferase activity
Source: RefSeq, a predicted model, not a curated record